AUGGACAGAUUUAUGAUCAAGGACCACGAAACUCAAGUUAUGGAGGAUAUUAUAAAGAAUCAAGUAUUACUUUUUGUUGACAAAGAGAUUGAAAAUUGUCGUUCUGCGAUAACUCGGAUUGAAAAGUACAGAGAGGAUCGAAAACAAGUGGAACGGAAUCUUGAUCAAGGACAAGUUGCUCAAGCACUCGCUACUUAUCUCUCUGCAGUCCGACGCCAACAAAGGACAAAUCAAGAAGAUAAGAUACGUCAAGAAAAAUCUCGUUCAGAGGCUGCAACGAAUGUUCAAGCAGCAGAAAGUGCUUUGAGAUUGGAGAAGCAUGGAUCGAAGAAGCUCUAA
Molecule: messenger RNA, 339 nt
Organism: Arabis nemorensis
Lineage: Eukaryota; Viridiplantae; Streptophyta; Magnoliopsida; Brassicales; Brassicaceae
Source: the annotation of a GenBank genome assembly